GAUGGAGCCGAGAAAUAAAACCACUCAGCUGAAGGGGCACUAAACAGAAAUACAGAGAAAUAACGAAACUAAAGAAAACACGCUCGGGAUAUAAACAGAGACGGCGUGGGGUUAAAAACGCACGCGGAAUUUGAGAGGAGCCUCAGCAAGCUGUGAUUUUUCACAUUAGCCGUACGUGGAGGACAGAGGAGUGGAGAGCGUGCCCCGGCUUUAGUUCCCCCCCCCUGCUCCCUCUCUGCACCCUCCUGCCUCCUCUGGAUGAAGCCAUGCCCAUCGUGUCUGCAAACACAGGGCUGCAUGAGACCCUGGCCCUGCUCACCUCUCAGCUCCACCCUGACGCCAACCACAAAGAGGACCUGGUCUUCCUCAGAAAUGUCUUCAGUGAGAAGAGUCUCAGUUACCUCAUGAAGAUUCAUGACAAACUGAAGCAGUAUGAGAAACAGAGCCCGACUCCAGUUCUCCACAGCGCCACCUGUCUGGCCGAGGAUCUGGCAGAAGAGCUUCAGAACGGUCCUCUCGAGGGCGAUGAGAAAGAGUUGCUCCUCCUGCUGAGCACUCCUCACCUCAAGGCGGUGCUGUCAGCCCACGACACUGUGGCCCAAAAGAACUUCGACCCGGUGCUGCCGCCACUGCCGGAGGACGUGGACGACGACCUGGAGGAAGAGUCGGUCAAGAUCGUGCGUCUGGUGAAGAACAAAGAGCCGCUGGGAGCGACCAUCCGCAGAGACGAGGUGACAGGAGCUGUGAUCGUGGCCAGAAUCAUGAGGGGGGGGGCAGCCGACCGCAGUGGGCUGGUGCACAUAGGGGAUGAGCUGCGAGAGGUCAAUGGGAACCUGAUAACCAACAAAAAGCCAGAGGAAAUUAGUCAGAUUCUGUCCCAGUCACAAGGCUCCAUCACACUGAAAAUCAUCCCAGCUGUUGCAGAAGAAGACAAGCUGAAGGAAAGCAGGGUCUACCUUCGGGCUUUGUUUGACUACACGCCCUAUGAGGACAAGGCCACGCCGUGCCAGGAGGCGGGACUUCCUUUCAAGAGGGGGGACGUCCUCCAGGUUGUGAGCCAGGAGGACGCCACCUGGUGGCAGGCCAAGAGGAUGGGCGACUGUAACCUGCGCGCUGCUCUCAUCCCCUCCAAACAGUUUCAGGAGAGGCGCCUGCGGUACAGGAUGAAAAUAGGCUCUUUUCCAGCCCCAAUGUCCCCCAAAGCUCCUGCAUAUGAUCAGACUGAGCGAGAAGACUGUGACAGUGAGGGCACUCUGAAUGGAAAGGACGUAGCUAGCCUGCGCAGAAGUUUCCGCCUCAGGAAAGAUCGCCAAGCUUCACCAGGAGAACCUCAAACUCCAGACACCAAUCACAAAGAGUUCCUGAUCUAUGAAGAAGUAUCACAGUAUCUGCCUCGCCCCGGGGAGAGGCCUCGCCUCAUUGUGCUGAUCGGUUCCUUGGGAGCUCGGAUAACGGAACUCAAACAGAAAGUGAUCGCUGGAAAUCCUCGACGAUUUGGUUUGGCUGUGCCUCACACCACUCGAGCCAGGAAGUCUCAGGAGAAAGAAGGAGUGGAGUACCACUUCAUCUCCAAAGCAGCGUUCGAGGCCGACAUUCAGAGUGGCAAAUUCAUUGAAUACGGGGACUAUAAAGAUAAUCUGUACGGCACCAGUUUGGAGUCCAUUAACAGAAAUCUGGAUCAAAACAAGGUCUGUCUGGUGGAUGUGCAACCAGAGGCACUGAAGACUCUUCGUACUGCUGAGUUCAAACCCUAUGUCAUCUAUGUAACGCCUCGCAUCUAUCACAGCAUCAGGAAAACACUUGGCUCCUGUUCCUCACUCAGCUCAGGGAUCACGGAGUGCGACCUACAGGACAUGAAACACUCAGCGGAGCGGAUGGACGAGAACUACGGGGCUUGGGUGGACUACGUCCUGGUGAAGGAGGACCCGGUCGGUGCCUUAGCGGAGCUGCAGGUGGUCCUGGAGAGGGUCCAGGUGGAGCGGCAGUGGGUGCCUGUGUCCUGGGUGAGGGGCUAGCCUUCUCAAGCUGACUGUUUCCAGUCGAAUCAGCUCAGCAUUUGGUGGACAGUUUAUACCGCCGGAAGCCUCCUGAGGUCCUCAGAUCUGGGUUGCGGUCCAAUAGUCCAUUUAGUUUAGGAACCUUCCUAACCGAGUGAAAUGACCCGGAAGUCCCUCAGUGGCAGCCAUGAUAAGAGCUGUUCAAUUCUCUAGAUGAAAGGAAAGGAGGUUUCAAACUUCCUUUAGCUUAGGAACCACUGGACCUGCCCCACAAUGCCUUGCGGCCGCAGCAUUUGCCGUCACUCAACAGU
Molecule: messenger RNA, 2308 nt
Organism: Gymnodraco acuticeps
Lineage: Eukaryota; Metazoa; Chordata; Actinopteri; Perciformes; Bathydraconidae
Product: MAGUK p55 subfamily member 3-like
Cellular component (GO): cell-cell junction; plasma membrane
Molecular function (GO): protein binding
Source: RefSeq, a predicted model, not a curated record